CGAUAAGUCCGUAAAUUUUAGCAGCACACAGACCUCUAAUCUGAUUACUUAUUCUCAGUUGGCACAUUUUAACCCUGGCUUUGGUUGAUAAUAAUCAAAUUUUGAACUUAUCAAAUAGCUUCAGUCAAUAAUUUUCAACUUCAGUUCAGCUAUAACUAUUCUUAUAGCUUUGCAUAAUAUGUUGGUUAAUCUGAUAUUUUCUCUCCAUCUAAAAAUUUUAGUCUGUAAAUUUUAUGUUUUCAUACUCAGUCUUGUAGACUCUUUUAAAUUCAUCCUCUCCAGUGACGUGGAAAUUUUGAAACCUCCAUUUGGACUUCGUCUUGACGUCACGCCGCUGGGAACGAAUUAAAUAAUUUCCAUUUUGAUAAUUGCCUCGAGAUACUGCCAUCUUUCUUCAGAAGAGAUUUUCAUGGCCCCUUUUCCGGUUGUUUAUCUAUACCAUCUCUUUUUUAUAAUUCAUUUGUGCUAGUAUGAAUGAAUUUUGCUGUUUACCUUACCCUACUUGAUUCGUUAAAAUCUGCAAAUAAAAGUCAUUUUCUCGACUUUUAUAGUUGUAUCAUGGCUUAAAAAUUUACGUAAGCACUAUAAAAUAGACCUAAAGUAAACCAAUAUAAAGUAAACCUAAAGUAAACCUUGCAAUUUUGUUCACCAUGCAAGUCCUAACUGUUGAGUGAUGAGGUAUAUUGAAAAUUCGACUCUCCGAAAAAGAGAUUUGAACUGACUGAUUUCAAUUCCGAGGAUCUAUCAAAUGCAUUAAUUGAUCCAUUUCUAAUUUGGCUCCGGUUAAAUAGGUCCGGACGGUUUUUUUUGCUUAAAUCCUUACCCCGAAGAGAAAAAACGCAAUUUUGUUUCUGCCCUGAAACUAUUCCUUAUCUUGACAUUUAAUUGGCUGUUUUAAUUAUCUUGACAUUGGCUGUUUUUAAGAGGGGAAUGUUGCGGACCCUUCUUGUUUUGGUGACGGUAGGGGUAUGCUUGGCUAAAGUCAAUUAUAAAACUACGAGGAAAGUCAUUUCCGAGGAAGAAAAGGAUCGUAUCAUAUCUGCUGACGACGAUGAUGCCUUCGCGAGGUUUCUGACGGUGUACGAUGAUAUAGAACCAGAAGGUUUCCGAGGUUCCACCACCCCCAGCGAUCUUGCCGAGGAGAGGAGAAACCAGAAGGAGAUUUUCGUUCGUAAUAUCCGAACUAUCAGAGAACACAAUAAAAGGUACGCUCGCGGAGAAGAGUCCUACAAGAUGGUUGUUAACUCCUUCGCAGUUAUGGACGAGGCCAACAGGAGAAUGUUCCUGGGUUUGGGCCAAGAUUCUGUUAACCCUCGUCCAGUUUUCGGAGUUGGAACUUCUAGAUCUCCGAUGGGAGAUCGUGAGCGUGGUCUGUUCAACGCAACUGUUGGGCGCGGUCUCGGAUCAGCUGGUCUUGGAAGAACCAGGGCCGCUACUUCCGUGGACUGGAGAAGCAAACUUGGACCAAUCAAGGAUCAGGGAACAUGUGGAAGCUGUUGGACGUUCCCAGCUACAGCUCUUCUAGAAUUUGCCGUUCAAACGACUUCAGGACGAAAGAUCGCUCUUUCUGAACAGCAAUUGCUGGACUGCACCUACGAAAAACAGAGUUACAACGCUUGCCAAGGAGGAUGGUAUUACCAAGCAUGGGACUACAUCAUCAAGAAUAACAAUAAACUGGCCAGUGAACGCGAAUAUGUAUACAAGAAUGCCGAUGGACGGUGUUACGACAGUUACUACACCAACGCUCUGGAAGGAAAAGUCAAACUGAACAGUUACUUUAAAGUUGCAGCAUCACAAGUUGUAGACAAGAUGCAGAUUUCCCCGCUGGCCGUCGCAUUCUUCGUGGACAACGCCUUCUACUCCAUUGGUGCGGGAGUGUUCGACGGAUGUAACUCUUACUACCCAUCCAACCAUGCUGUUACUCUGACUGGAUACGGAAACGGAUACUGGGAGAUAAGAAACAGUUGGGGAGCAGAUUGGGGUAACCAAGGUUACGGUAGAUUCAGAAGGUCAGGGGACAGAAGCAUUUGCAACCUGCUCAGCGACGUAUACGGCAUCAGUUACUCCAGAAUGGAUGACCGUGAUGAUGACCGUGAGGAUGACAGUGAGGAUGACCGUGAUGAUGACAGAUCGUCAGAUUGUGCUGACAAUGCUCAGUAUGCUGCUAACUGUGGGGAUUGGGCCGCUUCUGGAUAUUGCGAUACAGGAGACUACUCGGAGUGGAUGCAGGCUAACUGUUGGAAGAGUUGUGGAGCGUGCAGGGAGAGGGAAGAAGAGAGAGAAGAUGGCUGCACCAACACCAGGACUGAUACCGAGUGCAGCAAUUGGGAGGACGAGUACAGCUACUGCACCCAAGGGGAGUUUGUUGAGUGGAUGGCGACUAAUUGCGCUAAAACUUGCCGAUCAUGCGACCGAAGAGAAGAAGAGGAGGAAAGGGAAGAGGAAAGGGAAGAAGAACGGGAAGAAGAGAGGGAAGAAGAGAGGGAAGAUUGUGAAGAUAACAGAGAGCAUACUGAAAAUUGUCCUAUUUGGCGGGAGUCUCGCUAUUGUGUGGAAGGCAAUGAGUACUACGAGUGGAUGAGGGAUAACUGUGCUAGGACAUGUGGAGCUUGUAGAGAAAGAGAAGAGGAAGAGGAAGAAGAAGAGGAAGAAGAAGAAGAAGAAGAAGAAGAAGAAGAAGAAGAAAGAUCUGGAGACUGUGAGGAUGAACACGAGAAAUGUAGAAAGUGGUUUAAACAGGGACACUGUACCAACGAGGAUAAUCGAGAUUACAUGCGAACAAACUGCCGGAGAUCUUGCGACUCUUGCCGUGAGGAGGCAACUGAGGAGGCAACUGAACGAUCUGCGGAGCUUCUCCGUUAUCGGGAGGUUACCCAAAGCAGCACCCAAAAAAUCAAGAAGAGGUUAAUGGAGGCCAGCUUUGCUGUCGACCGUGAUGAAAAUACAAGGUCACAAACAAAGUGUUCUAAAAAAGACGCAUGGUUCAAAUAUCAGUUUGAGGAGCCAAGCAGAGUAAUGAGAGUUGAAAUUCUCAACGGAAACUUCGACAAGAAAAGAGAGAAAUUGAACGGAGCUAUAGUUUAUGUAGAAGAAGUGGAGGGUCUGAAAAGGCGAUGUGGUGAGAUAACAGUUCGUAAGUCCUCCUCCAGCGACGGCCAGACUUACGCUGUGGAUUGUGAAGGAACCUACGCAUCCGGGAUUGAAAUUGUGCAAAGAAUGUCGUACAAGAACAAGAAAUGUUUGGAGCUGAAAGAAGUUAGAGUUUACGGUUUUACUGGAGAGGAUAGAACUGAAGCUUCAGCUUCUUCAUCGUCACCUGAAGGUGUCACUGAAUCUAGGAGGGAGGAAGAGCGAGAAGAUGAUAACGGCGGAUGUCCAGGAGGGACUACCCGGUGUCCAGAUGGAAUUUGCAAACACGUCCACAUGUGCAAUCGGGAGUAUUAAUUUGUGAUCACGUGGUCAGAAUGUCGUAUCACUUAUAAUACUCGGUGUUAAUAGUAACAAGUGAUACCAAAUACUACUCCAAACUCAUCUUAUAAAAUGUUUUAAAGUUCUUAAUUAGAUUAGGUAAAGUUUAUUUUUAUACAGUUCUUCAUUUUGAUAAUGAGUAAGAAAUGUCAAAUUUACAACUUUCCACUUUUAUAGUUUUCGUAAUAUUCGAUCACUCUGUAAUUAUCAAAUAUUCUUUUUGAAAAUACUUCCGCGUGCAUUUAUGUAUACAUCCUGAACUUAA
Molecule: messenger RNA, 3733 nt
Organism: Bolinopsis microptera
Lineage: Eukaryota; Metazoa; Ctenophora; Tentaculata; Lobata; Bolinopsidae
Exons: 20
Coding region: 931-3444 (837 amino acids)
Cellular component (GO): lysosome
Molecular function (GO): cysteine-type endopeptidase activity
Source: RefSeq, a predicted model, not a curated record